Peronospora farinosa is the source of this 285-nucleotide messenger RNA. The record is from the annotation of a GenBank genome assembly. NCBI's taxonomy places the organism in Eukaryota, Oomycota, Peronosporomycetes, Peronosporales, Peronosporaceae.
AUGAGUGGAAAGAAUUUAAUCUCCCUGGAAGAAGGAUGGGACCAAGAAAUUAAACCCAAAGCGAUUGACGUGUUAUUAGGUAUUUUAGACAAAGGAUUUGAUCAAAUUCAAGUCUCCCCCUUUCCACCAAAUGCUUUUAUGCCCAUUUAUACAACAUGUUACAAUAUGUGCACCCAACGAUCACCUUAUAAUUUUUCAGAGCAACUUUAUGAUCGUCAUGGUCAAACAUUUGAUACCUAUUUGGAACAAAAGGUGUUGCCCACAUUGGAAUCAAGCUCACGAUGA